AUGUCCAACUCCAUGGAUUUAGUAACUAAAAUAGGAAAGGAUACGUCGAGAUCCGCUUGCAAAAAGUGUGGUUAUGCGGGACAUUUAACUUUUCAGUGUAGAAACUUUAUCAAAGUAGAUCCAAAUAAAGAAAUAGUACUUGAUGUUAGUAGUACAAGUAGUGAUACCGAAGAAGAGUAUGCGACUCCAUUACAGAGUUUACGAGAGGCGGAAUUACGACAGAAAUUACAGGAGAAGUUAAAGAAAGUAAAAGAAAAGAAGAAAAGCAAGAAAAGAAAAAGAUCCAGAUCAACAAGUUCUUCGAGUAGCAGUUCGGAUUCAGAUAGCGAUACUAAAAAGAAAUUGAAACAUAAAAAGAAACACAAAAAAUCUAAGAAAUCACACAAAUCACAUAAGAAGAGUAAAAAAUGA
This is a messenger RNA of Danaus chrysippus (African queen), 411 nucleotides long. The record is from the annotation of a GenBank genome assembly. NCBI's taxonomy places the organism in Eukaryota, Metazoa, Arthropoda, Insecta, Lepidoptera, Nymphalidae.